This is a messenger RNA of Emiliania huxleyi CCMP1516, 450 nucleotides long. RefSeq lists its product as hypothetical. The transcript has a single exon. Lineage: Eukaryota; Haptophyta; Isochrysidales; Noelaerhabdaceae. Gene Ontology annotation, molecular function: peptide-methionine (S)-S-oxide reductase activity. The record is from RefSeq and is a predicted model, not a curated record. The annotation marks the transcript as partial.
GAGACGGCAAUCUUCGGCAUGGGCUGCUUCUGGGCACCGCAAGAGGCAUUCCAGGACAUGCCAGGUGUCGAGAGCGUUUUGACAGGCUACGCAAGUGUCGAGCCGCGGCUUAACCUCGAGCCUCCAUCAUAUUUUCCCGUGUGUUCCGGAGACGGCUACACUGAGGCCGUGAGGGUGACGUAUGAUCCCUCUGAGGUAAGCUAUGAGGCGCUGCUGCGUGUCUUUUGGGCCAACCACGACGCCUCGCUGACUACGCCUGGCAAGGAGGACCAGUACCGCUCCGCUCUCUGGCCAACGGACGAGGCGCAGCGCCUCCUGGCGGCCGCUGACGUCGAGCGCGCCGCCGCAGCUUACGUCGCCGCCGGCAAGGAUCCUCCCUGCACGGUCGUGGCGAAGGCGCCGCCCGCUUUCACGCCCGCCGAGCCGUACCACCAGCACUUUUGGGCUAAG